AUGGGCGGGAUACAAGGGGCACAAGAGUUACUGCAAGCUGCGCACGUAGCUCCGGAGAUAUUCCAGCUGCGUCCGGACUACCGCGUUCUCUUGAUGGUGGUAGAGGGCAUUCCUCCAGGCCCAAGUGAUGAUUUCAGUGAGGCCCUUUUGAUGGAGGCUGAGAGUUCCGUCAAGGCCAAGUUAUCCAAUUGUCCUGUUACCGAACUUCCGCACAUCGCCGCAUGGCGCGAGGCCUACAAAGCCUUCGGAGCGAAGCCGCAAAGAACGCGCAACAGCCUCGAGGCUUUGACUCGGCGCGCGCAGGAUGGCUUGCCACGAGUCAACCGGCUGACCGACAUCUACAACGCUAUCUCCAUCAAGUAUCAGAUCCCAUUUGGAGGCGAGGAUCUUGACAAAUACGAUGGAUCGCCUUUCCUCGUCCGCGCAACUGGUCAUGAGGAGUUCGAAACUUUUUCUGGCGGGAAGCCUCAAACGGAACUUGCAGCACCAGGCGAGCCUGUUUGGUGUGACGAUAAUGGUAUUACUUGUCGUCGAUGGAAUUGGCGGCAAGGCCCACGAACUGCUUUGACCGAUGAUACCUCGCGCGUUUUGUUUAUCCUGGAUGCAUUAGAGCCUUUGACAGACGAUGUACUGGCUCAAGCUGCCGAUGAGCUCGCCUUGGCGUUGCAAGGGCUAUCCCCGGAGGUGGAAACAGUGCGCCGAAUUAUUGGUCCUUCAAUUUAA
Messenger RNA from Penicillium expansum, 723 nucleotides. Its product is annotated as B3/B4 domain-containing protein. The transcript has a single exon. Gene Ontology annotation, molecular function: RNA binding; phenylalanine-tRNA ligase activity. Lineage: Eukaryota; Fungi; Ascomycota; Eurotiomycetes; Eurotiales; Aspergillaceae. Bases 1 to 723 code for a protein of 240 amino acids. The record is from RefSeq and is a predicted model, not a curated record.